AUGAAUGGUACUGUUCAAGGAAAUGCCAUUCAAUACUAUUACAUUACCAAUAUUCCUGAUUUGGUUUCCUCUAAUUCUUCCUUGUCAUUUAUUGUGACACCAAUUUCAGGAGAUGCUGAUGUAUACGUUUCAACGACAAGACUUCCAGAUAUUAAUGAUCCAAUGUCUUAUCAAUGGUCAUCUACUGUACAGAGCGGAACAGACACUGUGACGAUUAACAAGCAGAGUGCUGGUUACAAAGCUGGUGGACCUUAUUACAUUGCCGUUCAUGGCUAUCAAAAACCAGCAUUAUUUUCAAUUUUGGUUUUAAAUUCAGAUCUUCCAACAUUUAUUUCAGAAAGUUUACCUCAAAAUGUUUUUGUAGACUCUAACCAAUUUCUUUAUUUUACCUAUGUGGCUAACUCUGCUGGUUAUUUCUCAAUUUCUGUGAACGCUUUGUUUGGAGAUCCAAAUCUCUAUGUGAGUACCACUGAUUCAAAACCAGGUCCAAACAAUGCUCAAUGGAAAAAGGAAUCUAUUGGAGAUGAUUACAUAUUCAUCAAUGCUCCUUCACCAGCAACCUAUUACAUUGCUGUUACUGGUAGAGAUCAUGAAAGAACUCAAUCCAAUUUACAAAUUUCUUCACUUUCCACUCAAGGUUUGGUUGCCGAUGGUUUGCGAGUGUAUGACAAAAUUCCAUCUUCGGGAAAGACCUACUUUAAAUUCUUUGUAGCAACACCUGCAGAUUCAAUUCAAUUCACAUGCAACAAGCUAAGCUUCUUUGGUGAUCCAGAUAUUUACAUUUCCAAAACAAAUGAGUAUCCAAGCAAGACAUCUUAUGAUUGGAAAGAAGAAGGCUCUGGAACGAGCACGAUUACCAUUUCCGAUUCAGCACAAUUAAGCGGAUGGUUCUAUAUUGGAAUUGUGGAUGACUCAUUUUUCGAUGUGGACUAUUUCUUAUUGAUCACUACCACUUUUGCUAAUGCAAGACUUUCCAAUGGAGUUCCAAUCACUAAGGGACUACUUGCAAAUAAGGUCGAUUAUUAUAUCUUUUAUGUAGAAGCCAAUACACAGGGUGGGCAAACAGAAUUGGAUGUGAUCGUGACCCCUCGUUCCGGUCAAGAAUUGAUUGUCUAUGGAAGUUCAACAUUUAGAAAUCCAAGUGAAACUUCUCAUGAUCUUGAAGGAGUGCUUGUUGGAGGUUCUAUUGUACUUCACAAGGAUAACUCUCCAGCUGGACCUUACUACAUUUCAGUGACCUCUCUCAGUAAUACCAACUAUACGAUCACUGCAACUACCAAAAACAGCUAUAUCGAGUUGAUCGAUUCUGUCGAAUAUUCAUCCACGGUUGGAAGCAAAAAACAAAAAGUAUUCGUUUUUCCAAUUGCUAACAAUGAUGUCGAUGUUGGUAUUUCUCUAACAUCCAUGUCAGGAGAUGCAGACAUGUACAUCUCAAUUAAUGAAGAUGUCUCUAAAAACAAAUAUGAUUGGCAUUCCAUGUCAGCUUCAAGAUCUGAAUUUAUUCACAUUCCUGCAAAUGCUGCUCAAAGACAUUCCUCUCAAUUUACUGGAAGAUUAUUUAUUGCUGUUUAUGGAUACAAUGCUGCUACUUUUUCUAUUGUUGCAUAUAGUCAAGGAAAUACCAUUGAACUUGAGAGUGGAGUACCUGUCUCUGGUGUGUUAGAAAAGAGUGGAGAUUCACAAUAUUACAAAUAUUAUCAAAGUAAUCCAGGUUCACUCACUUUUAAUCUCCAACCUGGUUAUGAAUCCCAUGAUCCAGAUAUUUAUGUUUCACGUACAAAUCCUAAACCUGGACCUCAAGAUUAUGAUGAGCAUGGAAUUACAUUGGGAGAUGAUAUCAUUUCCAUCACAAAUGCACAACCUGGUAAUUACUUUAUUGGAGUUUACACUUUUUCUCCCAACACAUCCUACGUUCUAGUGGUUUCUUCCAAUUAUAUGAAUUUGGGUUCUUAUGGUGUUCCUCUUUUAGACACAGUCCCCAAGGGUCAAUUCAGAUAUUACUAUACUUCUGUGGUUCCAGGAGAGUAUGGAGUGGUUGGAGGAGUCACUCUCAUUGAAGGUCAAACUCGACUCUAUGUGAGCAACAAGACCGAUCAUCCCUCUGAAUCUUCAUAUACCUAUGCCGAUACCAAUUAUCCUGGCAACUUGAUUUCUGUGAAUCCAUCAUCGGAAAUGAAUCUUGAUGGUGCCAUCUCUGCUGAAUGGGUCUAUGCAGUGUAUGGAGUGGAGGACUCGACCUACUUUAUUCACUCUUCGUAUAUGGCUUAUCAGGCUGAACUCAAAUUAGGUCUUCCAACCAUUGGAGAAUCUGAAUGUUGUGAGAAGGGAUCACUUUUCCUCUAUCAUACUCCAUUCACAGCGGAUAAGGAUUACUAUGUGUAUGUUAAUUCAUUGACAGGAGAUCGAGCAUUUACUGCCGUUUAUAUUGAUCAAGAUCAUACUCAUCCAAAUGCAUCCAAUUACAAAUGGUCUGCUCAAGGCAAUGAGGAUUUGUUUGUAAAAUUGAAUGCCAAUGAAUUGGUGAGAAACAAACCACUCUAUAUCAAUGUCUUUUCUUACAGAGGUUUAGCAAGAUAUCAUGUGACUGUGGAACAAUCGGGUGCUCCUAUUUUCCUCACCUCUGACUCACCAAACAAAGUAUUUGCCUAUCCCGAUCAACAAGAUUUCUUUAGAGUAUUUAGUGUGAAAAACUCUGCAGGAUUAACUGCAAUAUUAGAAAGUUGUACGGACAAUACUGCCAUGCCAUUCUAUGUGUCAAAUAUUAACUCACAGCCAAAUCCAACAAAUAAUUCCUAUGUGUCUGUAGCGAAUGGCCCUUUCUCGCAAUUAAUCACAACCAACAAGUCUGAAACCUCUACUUUUUAUUUCAUUGGAACUUCCAAAUUAACAACCAGUAAUAUUUACACGAUUUAUGCUACGACUGGAUCUGAUAAAAGACCCAAACCAAAGAACAAUGGAAUUCUCACAGAAGGUCCUCUCAUUAGCACUUCCUCCAAGAGAAUUUUGGUUCCAACCAUUCAAGAUGAUUCUGAUACCAGUACUUACAUGUAUUUUGUUUACAAACGAGUGCUUUCUGCAAAAGAAGAUCCCAACCAAGUGAACAUGCAAACCAUUUGUGCUAUUACCAAUGGAGAAGCGACACUCACGGGUCAAAUAUUUUUACCAAUCGAUCGUCCUGAUGUUGUGUUUUAUGAUGUUCCAGUUCGUUCCUCAGAGAGAUAUAUUAUUAAUGUGAUUGCUGUGAAUCAUGUGAAUGGUUUAUCCAGAGCUUACCAACCACUCUAUUUUGGAAUUGAUAAUACGAAUAGCUUGAGUGAUGGACAAUCAUUGAUUUCCUUCACUAACCAAAGUAUUCCAUGUGCACAAUUUACAUUUGCAUCAGAACCACUUGGUCAAGGUAUUACUUUAUCGUUUAUUGUAACUCCAUUCUCUGGUGAUGUUGAUUUGUAUAUUGCACAGAGUCCACCUGCUUCACCAAAUAAUUUCGUUCUAAAGAGUAGUAACCAUGGAUUUGAUGUCAUUUCCUUCUCAAACCAAGAUCCUAAAUACUUUAAUGGACCAUAUUAUGUGGGUGUUUGUGGGGUUGUUAAUAAUGACUUGACCGAGUUCAGUAUUUUGGGAGUUAAAACUGGAACAGCCAUCAAGCUUAAGGAUGGACAACCUCAACUUGUUUCGACCAAGGCACUUGAUUCGUCAUACUUUACUUAUCAACUCGAAGGAAAUAAUGAUUUCACACUAACUGUUUCUCCAAUUAGUGGUGAUCCAGACGCAUACAUGAGCACUGAUACUCAACCAACAAGUUAUAAUCACAUGUGGGGAAGUGACACUAGUUCCGUAGAAGUCAUCAAAGUUAAAACGACUGAUAAUGGUUUCAAACCAAACUCUAUCUACUAUAUCAGUACUUUAGCAUUUGGUUCUGAUGCAAUGUAUUCCAUUGUUGCCACAAGAAAUGACUCGAUUUCUACAAUUAUGCAUGGAGUAUCUGUGGGUGGACGUGUACAAGUUGCUGAAUCUUCCUACUACAAAUUUAAAUUAACUCAUCAAGCUUCAGUGACAAUUACAGUGAAUCCUCUGAACGCUGUUGGAGAUCCUGAUAUUUUUGUAUCCACAGAUGACAAUAAUCAAUAUCCUAGUCCUAGUCAACACAACUUUGUUGCUCGAUCUAAAAGUGUGGACUCUCUUGUGAUCAAACCUACAGAUGCAGGUUGGAAAAUUGGUUGGUAUUACAUUGCUGUGAGAGGAUAUGGAGCAGAUACUGAAUUUGAAUUAACAGUCAUGUCUUCUGAUGAAGUCACCAUUCUUGAAGAUGGUAUGCCCAUUUCACUCGCUCCCAGUACAAGUGAUGGAUUAAGAGCUGAAAUGUUCUGUAGUCAAACCAAUUCUCAUCCCGAUCGAAACAAGUAUGAUUUCGUAGGUGAAAAUACAGGAAGUGAAAUUUUAGCAACCAUUCCAGAAUCAUCCAAGAUUGGUUGGUAUUAUUGUGCUGUUCACACUCUUGCCUCAGGUACUUUGACCAUGACUGCUUUUACCAAUCAACGUCCAAGAUUACUUUUAGAUUCCACAAUGAAUACCAAUAACUAUGUGAGAUCCAAUUAUUAUGUCUACUUUGUUUAUAACUUACCACCUUAUAGUAAUCUGACUGAUGUGAAUAUUUUAGCUUACAUGAAUUAUGGAGAUGCAGAUAUUUAUGUGAGUAAGAAUAAUUCGAGACCUACCAUUAGCAAUUAUGAUUGGCGUUCCUUCUCUCUUGAUAUUGAAAAUUUAGUAAUUCCUAAAGAACAAAUUGGACCCAAUGUGAGAGAAUUAUAUAUUGGUGUUCAUGGAUUUUCCAAUGCCGUUUUCGAUAUGAUUGUUUAUGGAAUGGAUCGUGUUUUGGAACUCACUGAAAACAGUCCCAUUGUUGGAGUUGCUGAAAUGGGUACCUACAAGAGAUACAAAUUCAAUCUUGAAAAUCAAGGAAAGUUGAAAUUGGAUCUUUCUGUAUUGUCUGCAUAUCCAUCGGAUGCUGAUCUAUAUGUGAGUAUGGAACCAUAUCCAUCGAAAGAACAUCACACAUGGAAAUCUAAAAACUUUGGUGACGAUACACUUGAAAUUGAUGGAGCCAUUCCAGGCACCUAUUACAUUUCAGUGUAUGCUUCACCAGUCACUGAAACGAAAUUCUCUCUUUCUGUCUCUACACUCUACUCGUAUGUGUACGAUGGAGGUCAAAUUAUGGACACGAUCAAUGUCAAUGCUGUUCGUCAUUACAAGAUUUUUGUUCCAACUGAGGCUGAACAAGUGAUCAUUGCAACUACGAAUCUCAAUGGUCAAACAAGAAUGUAUUUGAAUACCAAUGAUACAUUCCCAACUUUACAGAAUUACAUGCUCUCCUCUGAUACUCAACGACGAGGAAAUGGUAUUUUAGUGACCAAAGUUGGAAAUCCAAAUAUCUUUGCAACUGGAGUAUGGUCCUUGUCGAUUUAUGGAGUUGUACCUUCAUCAUUUUAUUUAUCAUUCCAAACAGUGAGAGGUGUAUUGAGAUCAGGUGUUCCUCGUAGUGGUUUGACUACUCCAUUGUGA
Molecule: messenger RNA, 5559 nt
Organism: Naegleria lovaniensis
Lineage: Eukaryota; Heterolobosea; Eutetramitea; Acrasida; Naegleriidae
Exons: 2
Coding region: 1-5559 (1852 amino acids)
Source: RefSeq, a predicted model, not a curated record